CAGGCCCCCAGCGGCCGCGGCGGCACCGGGCUCGGCGGGCCGCUCGCCAGCGCCUCGGAGCGGCGGCAGCCCCCGUGCGGAGCGGCCGGAUGACGCAGCCGGGGAUGCCCGCCGGGGGGGUUCCCUCGCAGGUCAGCGGGGCUCUGAAACCUGGAGCUCCCAUCAAUGCCUGCAAGAGAUCAAAGGGAAGAGAAACAGCCAAAGUGUUACAGGAUUUUCCUUGUCCCCUGCGCACGUCCAAGGAUCAGUCGUCUCCAAUAGGCUAUCGUAAGGACCAAUCUUUAGCCUCUAUGUUUGUUCCUUUCGUCGUACACCCGGGGAGUCAUAAGCCUGAUUCGCUCAAGUUUGUCUUCUAUAAAUCGAAUUACUCUAAUUCGUACGCACCAUUUUAUACUGCGCAGAAGCCAACCUGUGGGUACCGGUAUUGCCGGGACACUGAUCACACCAGGAAGGUGAUGGACGUUGAGCGUGCAAACAUUGUCAAAUGGAGACCCAUUGUUGGGACGAAACCACAGUUGGUUACAAUAAACCCAAAGCAACAAAACUGACAGUAUGCCUGGCCCGAGCCUCUCAUUUGUGCAGGAUAUUCUAGUGCAGUGUGUGAGUUGAAGGGGAAAGGUAAAGCUUAUCUGGAUGGCUCUAGAAGACCACUUGGGAGACACUGCAGGAGCUAAGCUUUCACAGCAGCCUAGGAAACAGCUACCGUCACUUCUACACAACUCCUCCCAGAAUGCAGUGUAGUAGUGUAAACCUACCAUUGCGGUUAAGUUACCAAAACUAGCCACUAGCUGGCACAUUAAAUGAAGCAAUAUAAAAAUUACAGCUGGUGCCUGUGAUAGCAAUGCAGUGGAUAUGGGGGUUGGGUGAAUCCAUCCACCUGAUGAAUGCACUGAUCUCCCAGAAAUAUGUUGCCUAGAGUGUGUGUAAUUGUAAUGAUAUAGGAAAACCCAGUCAGACUUGUUGUGUCCGUGUUGCUGGGAACUCUUUAAAUUGAGGUAGUGAGACUCAGCAGUGAGGUGCAUAAAAUAUUGAUUCUACUGAUCAUCUAUGUACUGCAUGGGUAUCCCCACAACUAAACUCCAGAUGUCUUGCCCCAGCAUGCACUGGGCUCAGUAUAGAACCUGGGCUGUAUUUCCUAGGAGCUGGUCUCUUCUUUGGUUUCCCAAAGUCCUGGUCAGACUCUGGAAAGCAUAAGAACCCCUUUCUUGCUAGGCACGGUAUGACAUUGUGCCCAGAGAGGCAGAAAGCUCAUUUUGUGUUUGGAGCUGUAAAAGCUUGUUUUGUGUUUGGUAAUUGUCACUGAAACAUAUCAGGUACAGGGGAGGUCUUUACUAGCCCCGACUUAGACGACACUGUAAAAGACGUCAGGGGGCACAAGGUACACGGAAUUUUUUUUAAUAGUCUGGGGAAUCGAAUGCACUGGCAGAAAGGUACAACUGUAAUCAUAAUAUUUUGCCCUUCUGUAGCAUUGUGAGCUGAUGGACUUCCCACUCUGCUCUGAACAGUGUAGUCAUAAAGUCCAAACAUAUCCCCUUUCCUGGAGUUUGGCUUGACUGGCAGUUGAAACAACAACAGUAUGUCAUAAAUCUCAGCCCAAGUCUGGCUGGUCCUAGGGCUUCCCUGCUGAAAUCUCUGUGCCCCAGACUUUGGGGUCGGAUGAUCAUCACACACCUCCUAUCUUGGUAGAAUUAACAAGCCACACCUGCUAUAAUGAGCCAGCAGAGCUUACUCAGCAACUUUCUGUAGGGUUCUAAUUCUUGCUAACAGAGUGGGUUGCGGGAGAACCCGGACACCCCCUUAGAAGCACCUUUCAGCAAAGGAGUUUAAAGCAUUUUACAAGUAACAAUUAACUAAGCUCAUGACCACCCCCAUGAGGUAAAAGACUAUCAUCAUCCCCUAUUUACUGCUGGAAAACUGAGGCCCAGCAAGCUUAAGGCCCAGAAACUCAAAGGUGUUUAGGCACCCAACUUCCAUUGAAAUAAUUUAAAACUAGGCACCUAAAUAACUCUGAGGAUCUGGGCUCACGUGUUUAGCCUAACCUCAUACAGGGAGUCUGUGGCACCGCUGGGAAUUUCACCUGGCACCUUGCAAUAUCCUGAAAUAAUUCAGGGCUUUCCUUCUACUCACCGUGUGCUAGAGAUUAGCCCGGACAGCCAGAGCCAAGUUUGGGUGUGUUUAAACCAGAUCCAUUUCAGGCCCAUCUCUUCUGUCUGAUCCUGCUAACAGCAGGUGCCACUGCAUUUGCUGACUCUGAAUUGAAGAACUGAGUACACUUAACACUAAAGAACAGUGGCACCUCAUAUUUCAGAUGCUGUCAAGAUGCACAGGAGAGUGGAGGCCUCCAUUUGCUUCAUGCGUUCCCCCUUUAGCACUGAAUGUGAGUGUGAGGGCUGUUUCCCCUGGGUCCUGGGUAUCUCCACCGGAAGCUCUUACAAAGCAUUGAUAUUUCAUAUACUGUUAGCACAUUGGUGUCUCUUGAGGUACAAGCCCACACUCUUUUAUUAGUGGUUUAUUUUUA
Messenger RNA from Chelonia mydas (Green sea turtle), 2518 nucleotides. RefSeq names its product GUCA1A neighbor (gene CIMIP3). The transcript is spliced from 2 exons. The record is from RefSeq and is a predicted model, not a curated record. Bases 90 to 548 code for a protein of 152 amino acids. NCBI's taxonomy places the organism in Eukaryota, Metazoa, Chordata, Testudines, Cheloniidae.